AUGGCCGCCAAUGUGGGAUCGAUGUUUCAAUAUUGGAAGCGAUUUGAUCUACGGCGACUCCAGAAGGAGCUUAAUUCCGUCGCUUCCGAGCUGUCUGCGCGGCAGGAAGAGAGUGAACAUUCUCAUAAACAUUUAAUUGAACUCCGCCGGGAAUUUAAGAAAAAUGUACCUGAGGAAAUCAGAGAGAUGGUGGCUCCUGUAUUGAAAAGCUUCCAAGCCGAGGUGGUGGCCCUUAGUAAGAGAAGCCAGGAGGCAGAGGCGGCUUUUCUGAGUGUUUACAAGCAAUUAGUUGAAGCACCAGACCCUGUGCCUACGUUGGAGGUGGCGCGUAGCCUGGACGACAGACUGCAGCCCCCCAGUUUGGACCCCAGCAGGCAGCCCCGGCGGGACCUCCACGCUUCUUGGAAGAGGCACCCCGAGCUCCUUGGCCCCAAAGAGCAGAAAGAGGGGACGUCCCCAGCCGCGCCCACGCUGACCGAGGGGAGCCGCCUGCCCGGCAUCGCUGGGAAAGCCCUCCUGACAGAAGCCUUGCUGCAGAGAAAUGAGGCCGAGAAACAGAAGGGCCUUCAAGAAGUUCAGGUCACGCUGGCAGCCAGACUGGGGGAGGCAGAGGAGAAGAUCAAGGUCCUACAUUCAGCGUUAAAGGCCACGCAGACGGAGCUGCUAGAGCUGCGUCGGAAGUAUGACGAGGAGGCCGCGUCCAAGGCAGAUGAGGUCGGCCUGAUCAUGACGAACCUGGAGAAAGCUAACCAGCGCGCUGAAGCCGCCCAGCGGGAAGUGGAGAGUCUCCGGGAACAGCUGGCCUCUGUCAACAGCUCUAUCCGCCUGGCCUGCUGCUCCCCGCAGGGACCCAGUGGGGAGAAGGUGAGCUUCGCCCUGUGCUCGGGGCCUCGGCUGGAGGCUGCCCUGGCCUCCAAGGACAGGGAGAUCCUGCGGCUGCUGAAGGACGCACAGCACCUCCGCAACUCUCUGCAGGAGCUGGAGGAGGCCUCCGCCAACCAGAUUGCGGACCUGGAGCAGCAGCUCACAGCCAAGUCUGAGGCCAUAGAGAAGCUAGAAGAAAAGCUCCAGGCACAGUCCGACUAUGAAGAGAUCAAAACAGAGCUGAGCAUCCUGAAAGCCAUGAAGCUGGCCUCCAGCACCUGCAGCCUCCCCCAGGGCCUGGCCAAACCUGAUGACUCACUACUCAUAGCAAAGGAGGCCUUCUUCCCAGCACAGAAGUUCCUUCUAGAAAAGCCUGGUCUUCUGACCAGCCCUGAGGAGGACCCUUCAGAGGACGACUCCAUCAAGGACUCUCUGGGCACAGAGCCAUCCUACCCCUCCCCUCAGCAGCUGCCACCUCCACCAGGACCUGAAGACCCGAUGUCCCCCAGCCCUGGGCAGGCCCUGCUGGGCCCCAGCCUGGGACCUGAUGGCCCACGGACUUUCUCGCUGUCCCCAUUCCCCAGCCUGGCCUCAGGGGAGAGACUGGCUGGGGACACAUUGCUCUCCAAGCACAUGAUGCCCCCGGCCGCCUUCAAGGGAGAGGCAGGUGGCUUGCUGGUGUUCCCUCCAAGCUUCUAUAACACCAAGCCCCCCACGGCCCCGGCCACCCCAGCCCCUGCCCCUGAGCCCCUGGGGAGCCUCGAGCCUGCUGAUGGUGGCGGGGGCAGUGUGGCAGGCACCGGGGCAGAGGAGGAACAGCUGGACACAGCGGAGAUAGCCUUCCAGGUGAAGGAGCAGCUGCUCAAGCACAACAUCGGGCAGCGAGUGUUCGGCCACUAUGUGCUAGGGCUGUCCCAGGGCUCCGUCAGCGAGAUCCUGGCCCGGCCCAAGCCCUGGCGCAAGCUCACAGUGAAGGGCAAGGAGCCCUUCCUCAAGAUGAAGCAGUUUCUGUCAGAUGAACAGAAUGUGUUGGCCCUGAGGACAAUCCAGGUGCGGCAGCGAGGUAGCAUCACCCCACGAAUCCGCACGCCUGAGACGGGCUCGGACGACGCCAUCAAGAGCAUCCUGGAGCAGGCCAAGAAGGAGAUCGAGUCCCAGAAAGGGGGUGAACCCAAGAACUCAGCGGCCCCAUUGAGCAUCACCAAUGGCACAGCCUCCACCAGCACCUCGGAAGACGCCAUCAAGAACAUUCUGGAACAGGCUCGCCGUGAGAUGCAGGCCCAGCAGCAGGCCCUGCUGGAAAUGGAGGCAGGACCCCGGGGCCGCUCAGUGCCCCCUUCUCCCCCAGAGCGGCCCUCGCUGGCAGCCAUGAGCCAGAAUGGGGGCCCAGCCUACGUCAAGCAGGAGGACAGCACUGGAGGUGGCAGCGGGGGGACCAGCAGCAGUGCCACACAGACGUCCCUCACGGUCCUGUCCCCCGCAGCCUUUGUGCAGAGCAUCAUCCGGAAAGUCAAAUCAGAGAUUGGCGAUGCCGGCUACUUCGAUCACCACUGGGCCUCGGACCGCGGCCUGCUCAGCCGCCCCUAUGCCUCUGUCUCGCCCUCCCUGUCCUCCUCCUCCUCCAGCUACUCUGGCCAACCCAACGGGCGGGCCUGGCCCCGCGGAGACGAGGCGCCCGCUGCCCCUGAGGACGAGGCAGCUGGGGGCGAGGAUGAGUCCCCCAGGGUGGGCGAACUGAAGGCAGAAGGGGGAGCCCCCGAGGUGGGCAGCGGCGGGCGGCUGGCCUACUACCCAGCCUAUGUGCCCCGCACCCUGAAGCCCACCGUGCCACCCCUGACCCCCGAGCAGUACGAGCUCUACAUGUACCGCGAGGUGGACACUCUGGAGCUGACGCGCCAGGUCAAGGAGAAGCUGGCCAAGAAUGGGAUCUGCCAGAGGAUCUUUGGGGAGAAGGUGCUGGGCCUAUCGCAGGGCAGUGUGAGUGACAUGUUGUCCCGGCCAAAGCCCUGGAGCAAGCUGACCCAGAAGGGGCGGGAGCCCUUCAUCCGCAUGCAGCUGUGGCUCUCGGACCAGCUCGGCCAGGCCGUGGGCCAGCAGCCCAGCGCCUCCCAAGCCAGUCCUCCCGAGCUGCGGUCCUCACCUUCACCACCCCCAAGCCCCAUGGAGCCUGAGAAGAGUUCCCAAGAGUCCUUGAGCCUGUCACUGGAGAGCAGCAAGGAGAACCAGCAGCCAGACAGCCGCUCUGGCUCCUCGCUGGGUGGGAAGAUACACUCUGGCAGCCAGGCCACAGGAGGCAUCCAGGAGAUUGUGGCUAUGUCCCCAGAGCUGGACACUUACUCCAUCACCAAAAGAGUCAAGGAGGUCCUCACAGACAACAACCUAGGGCAGCGGCUGUUUGGGGAGAGCAUCCUGGGCCUGACCCAGGGCUCUGUGUCUGACCUGUUGUCCCGGCCCAAACCCUGGCACAAGCUGAGCCUGAAGGGGAGGGAGCCCUUUGUCCGCAUGCAGCUGUGGCUCAGUGACCCCCACAAUGUGGAGAAGCUAAGGGACAUGAAGAAGCUAGAGAAGAAAGCCUACCUGAAACGCCGCUAUGGCCUCAUCAGUACUGGCUCGGACAGCGAGUCUCCAGCCACGCGCUCCGAGUGCCCCAGCCCCUGCCUGCAGCCCCAGGACCUGAGCCUCCUGCAGGUCAAGAAGCCCCGCGUGGUGCUGGCGCCCGAGGAGAAGGAGGCGCUGAGGAAAGCUUACCAGCUGGAGCCCUACCCCUCCCAGCAGACCAUCGAGCUGCUGUCCCUCCAGCUCAACCUGAAGACCAACACCGUCAUCAACUGGUUCCACAACUACAGGUCCCGGAUGCGCCGGGAGAUGUUGGUGGAGGGAACCCAGGACGAGCCAGACCUCGACCCAAGUGGGGGUCCUGGUGUCCUACCACCAGGCCACUCCCAGCCGGACCCUGCCCUGCCGAGCCCUGACUCCGAAGCUGAGGACCAGAAGCCCACUGUGAAGGAACUGGAGCUUCAGGAGGGCUCUGAGGAGCGCAUCAUGCCCCUGACCGCCCCGGACAGGUCCCAAGUGAGGAUCAAGCAGGAGCAGAGCGAGGAGGACACUGAGGAGGAAGUGGGCGGCCAGCCCCAGGACCCAGGGGAGCCAGACAAAGGCCAAGGAMCCCCCAAAGAGGAGCAUCUUGACCCUCUUAGUAAUGAUGGACUCCCAAGAGUGGCCCCAGAGCCCCUUCUUUCAGGCGGAAACACCUCAGACUGCACCUCACUACAUCCCCCCGAGGAGAGUGAGGCUGGGGGGAGGCUUCACUCGGACCCUCUGAGUUUUAAGUCAGCCUCGGAGUCCUCGCGCUGCAGCCUGGAGGUGUCACUGAACUCGCCCUCAGCUGCCUCCUCACCAGGCCUCAUGAUGUCUGUGUCACCUGUCCCCUCCUCCUCAGCCCCCAUCUCCCCAUCCCCACCUGGUGCCCCCCCUGCCAAAGUGCCGAGUGCCAGCCCCACUGCCGACACAGCUGGGGCCUUGCACCCCAACGCCAAGGUGAACCCCAAUUUGCAGCGGCGGCAUGAGAAGAUGGCCAACUUGAACAGCAUCAUCUAUCGGCUAGAGAGGGCUGCUAACCGGGAGGAGGCCCUGGAGUGGGAAUUCUGA
Molecule: messenger RNA, 4512 nt
Organism: Urocitellus parryii (Arctic ground squirrel)
Lineage: Eukaryota; Metazoa; Chordata; Mammalia; Rodentia; Sciuridae
Gene: Cux2
Product: cut like homeobox 2
Biological process (GO): regulation of transcription by RNA polymerase II
Cellular component (GO): nucleus
Molecular function (GO): RNA polymerase II transcription regulatory region sequence-specific DNA binding; DNA-binding transcription factor activity, RNA polymerase II-specific
Source: RefSeq, a predicted model, not a curated record